CUGCAAGUAAGUGUCAAAAUCUUAAGUCGAAAACGCUCAAAAACAUAACUUGUAUAACCGUUGUACAAUAAUAAUAUUGUCUACCACUGUUAUUACUACCGACCACCACCACUACCACUAGCACCACCACCAUCCAUAAUUACAUAAUAUUACUCUUGUAACUCCAACGAACAAUCUUCGGUAAAAUGCUGGGAACCAACCUUUAACGUUUUUUUCGUAGUAUAUUACUCUAUACAAACGUACACGUCACUAUGCCGCACCGUCAAUCCAAUCCUGAGCGUCACCCUGUUUAGCAGCUAUUGUAAAUAGUCAUAAUCGUUUGAUAACCGAUAUUAUAUCAUUAUAUUAAUAUAUAUUACCUGAUAUACCUACAAAAACAAUUAUGCUCGCAACUACAGAAAAGAACAACGGCGAAUCUGACUCGGUGGCCCGAGGCAAUCUUAGACAGCCGACCAGGGUGUUUAAGAAGAGCUCACCAAACGGUAAAAUCACUGUUUACUUAGGAAAAAGAGAUUUUGUUGACCACAUCACCAAUGUUGACCCUAUUGAUGGGGUAGUAUUGGUCGAUCCCGAUUAUGUCAAAGGAAGAAAGGUAUUUGGCCAUGUUUUAGCUGCCUUCCGAUAUGGUCGCGAAGACUUGGAUGUGCUGGGCUUGACUUUUCGAAAAGAUCUCUAUAUAGCCUCCGAACAAAUAUAUCCUGUUGGCAAUAUACGUACUCCAACUAGGCUACAAGAACGUUUGAUCAAGAAACUUGGCCCAAAUGCUAUACCAUUUUAUUUUGAAUUGCCACCUCACUGCCCAGCAUCUGUUACGCUGCAACCAGCUGCGGGCGAUACAGGUAAACCGUGUGGAGUAGACUAUGAGUUCAAAGCGUUUGUUGGUGAUACAGCCGAAGACAAACCACACAAGAGAAAUUCAAUAAGGCUGGCUAUUAGGAAAAUUAUGUAUGCGCCCAAAAAAGAGGAAGUGCAACCAUCUGUUGAAGUGUAUAAAGAAUUUGUUAUGAGCCCGAACAAGUUAUACUUAGAAGCAUCCUUGGACAAAGAGCUUUACUAUCACGGGGAAAGUAUAUCAGUCAAUGUCCACAUAGCCAACAAUUCUAACCGAACUGUAAAAAAAGUAAAAGUGUUUGUAAGACAAUUUGCCGAUAUAUGUCUAUUUUCAACUGCCCAAUAUAAAUGUACUGUUGCUGAACUAGAGAGUGAAGAUGGUUGCCCUGUUGGUCCUGGUUUCACUUUGUCUAAAGUAUAUACAGUAAAGCCUACUUUGCAUAAUAACAAAGAUAAACGUGGCUUAGCUUUGGAUGGGCAGUUAAAGCAUGAAGAUACAAAUCUUGCGUCUUCAACAAUAGUGAGCAACCCUUCACAAAAAGAAAACCUAGGAAUUAUUGUUCAAUAUAAAGUGAAGGUAAAACUGUGCCUGGGUGCUUUAGCUGGUGAAUUGACAGCUGAACUUCCAUUUAUUUUGAUGCACCCCAAGCCUGAAGAGGAAGUGCUUCCAAUAUCCAAUAAUGUUGCAAUCUCUGGUACAGCAGUUGAUGACAACGGUGUACGCGUAGAUAAUUUGAUUGAAUUAGAUGAAGAUAGCCCUGCACCAUCUCACGAUGAAGAUAUCAUUUUUGAAGAUUUUGCUCGUUUAAGACUUAAAGCUGGUAAUGAUUAAUUGAAAUAACCAUGUAAAUCUGGAUGAAUUUAUGAAAUAUUUCAUUAUUCAGUCUAGAGUAUAGGUAAAUAAUACAUACAUCUACUGGACGUUUCUGUCAAAUAGAAUCACAGUGAGUCUAUUUAAAUUGUAAGACUUCAGUGGAAAUCAUGAAAAUUCCUAAAACUGAUAGAAAUUAAAUUCUAUGAUAAUUGUUAAAGGAUACAAUGCAAUUAUAAGAAACUUUUAAUUUUUUGUCGGAACUUAAUGCGCAAUAUUAUUAACAUUGAUCUAAUUAUUUAAAGCCCAAGGAUAGGGCAAAGUUUUAUCAUUUAAUUCAAUUUUUAAAUUUGUUAUUUUCAAGUAUUCAAUACAUCCUCUAUUAGACUUUUAAUAUUAUUUUUGUAGCCUAAUUAUGUAAUUAUUACCAAAUUAUAUAAAAAUUCACUACUAAUUUAAUAGUAAUAUAUAUCUGUAAUUUUUACUAAAGCCAAAUAAAAAUAAUUAGAUAAUAAUUCCUAUUUAGGCAUUUAAUUUAUUUAUAAAAUGAAAUUUAGGAAAUUGAUUAUUUUUAGAUCUAAAAUACAUUGAGUAGGUAGGUACCAUAUAAAACAACUGUUUGACAACACUAUUAGGUUUAAAAUAAAAUUGUUUUCAAAAACAUUAAUUUGAGGUUUGUACAAUAUUAUUUUAUUUUUAUUAUUAAUACUUUUUACGAUUAAAAUGUAAUUGUGCGCAUUCAAAGUUUUUUUAAUAUGUUUACACAACUAGUUUUAACAUUCCUCCAAUUGUUAAACAUCGAAUCAACCAUAUUUUAAUUUAUUUUCUAGUGUAUUUUUUAAAAUUUUAUAUCUUUUUUCUUUGAAAGAUCUAUACUAUAAAUAUAAAUUAUCAUCAAAAAUGCUAAAAUAUUAAUUACAACUAUCCAAGCCUAAAAAUUGAGUAAGUUCCUACCUAAAGUAUAUUUUAUAGGUAGUAUAUUAUAUUAUAAUCAAUACCUAUUAAUACUCAAAUGCAGCGCACCAGCAUUUUUUUUUGUGCCAAAAUGAUUACAUUUUUGUUUAUUAACAAUAGUAAUUUUGUUUAUUUUUGUGAAUUAUAUUUAUUUGUUUAGUUAUAAUGGCCAGUACAUAUUUGUAAUCGAUAUAUAAACUAUUUAUUCCACAGCAUUAGGCUACCUACGUGUAGUAUUCUUUAGGUUACCAAACAUCUAAGCAAUUUAUAUUUUUUCAAUUAUGUUUUGACAAUCGAAGAAUUAGGUAUAAGAUUUUAAAUAUGUUAAGUUGAACCAUUGUUAAAUAAUUUAUGCAAUUAAAUAAUGUGUAAUAAUUAAUAGUCAAAUUUUCUGUGUGUAUUGUGAUUUAUAUAUUGGAAAUAAUCUUAAGAUAAACUUAGUUAGUUGAACAUAACCAGUAAUAUUCUAUGAUCUUAACUUUUAUUGACAGGGUUUUUUUUAUUUUAUUUUUAUUAUUUUUUUUUACUUGUCACUACUAAUGAUUGGUUUUGUCAACAUUUUGGUACUGUUUAUUAUAAUCAAAUGAAAUGUCUAAUUUAUGUAUGGAUCUUAAACUGGCAGUGACUAUGGCAUUGUUGCUAAUUGUUAUUAUUUUGUUUGUGUAAAUGUGUGUUUGUCCGAUAGUUUUAUUUAUUAAAAAAUUUAAUAUAUGUAUGUUAAAUAUUGAUUUAUAAAGCACAAAUAUUACAAUUUUAGAUUUAUUUAAAUUACAUCAGUAUUUAUAUAUUAUAUAUUAUUCUGUUCUCUAUUAAAAACUUCAAUUAACUAAUCUUCACCAAAUAUAUUUUCAAAAUAUGGUUUUCAUACAAUUUUAUUUAAAAAUAAGUAUUAAAAUAAGAUGCAUGAUUAACCUUUUUGUUAAUUUAAUUUUUCAUGUUGGUUGUAAAUAAAAUUAAAAUUCACUUUUA
Metopolophium dirhodum (rose-grain aphid) is the source of this 3565-nucleotide messenger RNA. It is a transcript of the gene krz, whose product is annotated as arrestin red cell. Gene Ontology annotation, biological process: signal transduction; G protein-coupled receptor internalization. Gene Ontology annotation, molecular function: G protein-coupled receptor binding. The coding region runs from base 383 to 1663 and encodes 426 amino acids. NCBI's taxonomy places the organism in Eukaryota, Metazoa, Arthropoda, Insecta, Hemiptera, Aphididae. Gene Ontology annotation, cellular component: cytoplasm. The transcript has a single exon. The record is from RefSeq and is a predicted model, not a curated record.